AUGUUGCCUCAGGUUAGCAUUCCACUAAUUAUUAUAAUAAUUUUGAUCAUUGGAGGGUUUGUUGGAAAUGGAUUUAUUGCAGUCAUUAAUUGCCUUGACUGGAUCAAAAGUAGGAAAAUCACUUCCUCUGAUAUGAUCCUGAUACCUCUGAGCACAUCAAGAUUUGUGUUGCAGGGGACGUUAACAGUGUAUAUCCACAGUCUCUACUUUCCAGAUACACCCAAACUGGCUCCUCUGUAUACAGCAUCUGUUAUCCUAUGGAUGUUUGUAAACCAUGCCAGUCUCUGGUUUGCAACCUGCCUCAACGUCUUGUACUGCGUAAAGAUCAUCAGUUUCACCCAACCACUCUUACUGCGAAUGAAGCAGAGAAUCUCUGGGAUGGUUCCAUGGCUGCUCCUGGGGUCGGUGCUGAUUUCUUCUGUCACCUCUAUCCCAUUGUUGUGGAAUCCGAGUGCAAUUCAGCCCUGCAACUUAACAGGGGAUCAUCUAGAGAACAACUCUGUGGCAGACAUUCAUUUGGAUAGCCCAUAUCUCUUUUUUUUCCUGUACAUUGCAGGGAGUUUCUUUCCUCUUACAAUAUCUUUAGUGUCUUCAAUCCUAUUAAUUACUUCUCUAUGGAGUCACACCAAGAAGAUGCAACAAAAUAUAGCCAGCUUCAGGGAUCCCAAGACAGGUGCUCAUAUAAAUGCCAUUAAAGCAUUGAUCUCUUUCCUUAUCCUCUAUGUUUCCAGUUUUGCUGCUCAAAUUAUAUCAUUACUGCUUAACAAGGUAGAUAACUACAUCUGGACUUUUGAAAUCUGUGCAAUAAUGAUUGCUGCAUAUCCUUCAAUACACCCCAUUAUCUUGAUUUUAAUUAAUUCCAAACUAAAAGAGGCAUCAGUGAGGAUUAUCCAGUGUGCAAAGUGCCAUCUGAGAAAAGAGACUUCUUAA
Molecule: messenger RNA, 930 nt
Organism: Mauremys reevesii (Reeves's turtle)
Lineage: Eukaryota; Metazoa; Chordata; Testudines; Geoemydidae
Product: taste receptor type 2 member 8-like
Exons: 1
Coding region: 1-930 (309 amino acids)
Biological process (GO): detection of chemical stimulus involved in sensory perception of bitter taste; G protein-coupled receptor signaling pathway; sensory perception of taste
Cellular component (GO): membrane
Molecular function (GO): G protein-coupled receptor activity; bitter taste receptor activity
Source: RefSeq, a predicted model, not a curated record